UACAAGUGUGGAAAAAAAAAAUUGUGAAUCUUUUGGAGAGUUGGUAGCUCAAAAAGAAAAAACUAAGACAAAGGUAUGGUUAAAAACAAUAAUCAAAAGCAAUGUUUGUUAGGAAAAUGUAUUAUGCCAUUAUAUUAAUAAAAAUUCAAAUUAAAAAUACAUUAAAAACAACGUGAAAAUAGAGAAUCUUUGAUUAUAUAAUGAAAUUUACAUUGAAAUAGGAAUUAAUAAUCUCUAUCCAUUGUAAAAUAUCAUUUGGCACAAAUGACUUUUUUUUCAGCAUUACCUAUCUCCUGCUUAUCUAAAAAGAUGGAAAAUAUCACUUCGUACCUUUAAUAUAGGGUAUAAAUGUUGUAGAAACUGAAUUAGUAUGAUUUAUUUUCAGGUGAAAAAUGAGAUAACUACCAUGAGUGAGUCUGAUGACUUCACUCUGUCAUCUGAAAUAACCUGUGGAGGAUGGGAGCUGUCUGGUCCGGACUGUGAUGACAUCUUGGUGUUACUCAAGCAACUUAGACUGAAGUACAAUGGCUUUACAGGAACGAAAUGAUACCCUGAGAAAGCUUUCUGAAGAACAAAGUGCCAGAAUAUUACAAGAUGAAAUUCUGGAAAAUCAUCUUUCCAAGCAAAAGGAAAUGGAGAUAUCAAAAGCUAAAAUGAGUUCUGAGAAUAGUGGUCUUGUAGAAAAAAUGGAAGUUGAGUCUUCAAAAUAUGGACAUUUACAUCAAGAAAAUGAACUUCUCCGGCAUGAGUUGCUGUCUAUGACCAAUGUCCAAAAGAAAUGUGGCACACUUGAGAAGGAUAAAAAGAAGUUAGAAGAAGAAAUUGUAAAGCUCAAGAGUCACAUGGCAAAGAAUAUGUUAGAGCUUAGUCAAAUGGAACAAUACAAGCAGAUGAUUGAAGAUGGAACGAAACAGGAGUUAGAGGAGAAACUGACAGAAGUCAAUCUGUUUUUGCAGAAACAAGCAGCAUGUCAGGAGAAGAUAGAACAGUUAAAUGCCUCAUCGAAAAAACACACAGAAGACAGAAUUAAUGAACUGGAAACUGAACUCUCUGAAAUGAGAUGUCAAGUAGAUUCUAGUAAAAUAGAAAGAGAACACUAUAAGCAACUCUAUCUAAAAGAAAUAAAAAUUAGAAAAUCAUUGUCAAAUAAACUAAGCAAGUAA
Perognathus longimembris pacificus (Pacific pocket mouse) is the source of this 1163-nucleotide messenger RNA. Its product is annotated as ankyrin repeat domain-containing protein 26-like. The transcript has 4 exons. The coding region runs from base 525 to 1163 and encodes 212 amino acids. NCBI's taxonomy places the organism in Eukaryota, Metazoa, Chordata, Mammalia, Rodentia, Heteromyidae. The record is from RefSeq and is a predicted model, not a curated record.